Gorilla gorilla gorilla (western lowland gorilla) is the source of this 5519-nucleotide messenger RNA. It is a transcript of the gene ITGA6, whose product is annotated as integrin subunit alpha 6. NCBI's taxonomy places the organism in Eukaryota, Metazoa, Chordata, Mammalia, Primates, Hominidae. The record is from RefSeq and is a predicted model, not a curated record. Bases 196 to 3588 code for a protein of 1130 amino acids. Gene Ontology annotation, molecular function: integrin binding. Gene Ontology annotation, cellular component: integrin complex; external side of plasma membrane. Gene Ontology annotation, biological process: cell adhesion mediated by integrin; integrin-mediated signaling pathway; cell-matrix adhesion. The transcript is spliced from 26 exons.
CAUUCAGCGGUCGCGAGCUGCCCGCGAGGGGGAGCGGCCGGACGGAGAGCGCGACCCGUCCCGGGGGUGGGGCCGGGCGCAGCGGCGAGAGGAGGCGAAGGUGGCUGCGGUAGCAGCAGCGCGGCAGCCUCGGACCCAGCCCGGAACGCAGGGCGGCCGCUGCAGGUCCCCGCUCCCCUCCCCGUGCGUCCGCCCAUGGCCGCCGCGGGGCAGCUGUGCUUGCUCUACCUGUCGGCGGGGCUCCUGUCCCGGCUCGGCGCAGCCUUCAACUUGGACACUCGGGAGGACAACGUGAUCCGGAAAUAUGGAGACCCCGGGAGCCUCUUCGGCUUCUCGCUGGCCAUGCACUGGCAACUGCAGCCCGAGGACAAGCGGCUGUUGCUCGUGGGGGCCCCGCGGGCAGAAGCACUUCCACUGCAGAGAGCCAACAGAACGGGAGGGCUGUACAGCUGCGACAUCACCGCCCGGGGGCCAUGCACGCGGAUCGAAUUUGAUAACGAUGCUGACCCCACGUCAGAAAGCAAGGAAGAUCAGUGGAUGGGGGUCACCGUCCAGAGCCAAGGUCCAGGGGGCAAGGUCGUGACAUGUGCUCACCGAUAUGAAAAAAGGCAGCAUGUUAAUACGAAGCAGGAAUCCCGAGACAUCUUUGGGCGGUGUUAUGUCCUGAGUCAGAAUCUCAGGAUUGAAGACGAUAUGGAUGGGGGAGAUUGGAGCUUUUGUGAUGGGCGAUUGAGAGGCCAUGAGAAAUUUGGCUCUUGCCAGCAAGGUGUAGCAGCUACUUUUACUAAAGACUUUCAUUACAUUGUAUUUGGAGCCCCGGGUACUUAUAACUGGAAAGGGAUUGUUCGUGUAGAGCAAAAGAAUAACACUUUUUUUGACAUGAACAUCUUUGAAGAUGGGCCUUAUGAAGUUGGUGGAGAGACUGAGCAUGAUGAAAGUCUCGUUCCUGUUCCUGCUAACAGUUACUUAGGCCUGCUGUUUUUGACCAGCGUUUCAUAUACAGAUCCUGAUCAGUUUGUUUAUAAAACACGGCCUCCCCGGGAGCAGCCUGACACAUUCCCUGAUGUGAUGAUGAAUAGCUACCUAGGUUUUUCUUUGGACUCAGGGAAAGGUAUUGUUUCUAAAGAUGAGAUCACUUUUGUAUCUGGUGCUCCCAGAGCCAAUCACAGUGGAGCCGUGGUUUUGCUAAAGAGAGACAUGAAGUCUGCACAUCUCCUCCCUGAGCACAUAUUUGAUGGAGAAGGUCUGGCCUCUUCAUUUGGCUAUGAUGUGGCGGUGGUGGACCUCAACAAGGAUGGGUGGCAAGAUAUAGUUAUUGGAGCCCCACAGUAUUUUGAUAGAGAUGGAGAAGUUGGAGGUGCAGUGUAUGUCUACAUGAACCAGCAAGGCAGAUGGAAUAAUGUGAAGCCAAUUCGUCUUAAUGGAACCAAAGAUUCUAUGUUUGGCAUUGCAGUAAAAAAUAUUGGAGAUAUUAAUCAAGAUGGCUACCCAGAUAUUGCAGUUGGAGCUCCGUAUGAUGACUUGGGAAAGGUUUUUAUCUAUCAUGGAUCUGCAAAUGGAAUAAAUACCAAACCAACACAGGUUCUCAAGGGUAUAUCACCUUAUUUUGGAUAUUCAAUUGCUGGAAACAUGGACCUUGAUCGAAAUUCCUACCCUGAUGUUGCUGUUGGUUCCCUCUCAGAUUCAGUAACUAUUUUCAGAUCCCGGCCUGUGAUUAAUAUUCAGAAAACCAUCACAGUAACUCCUAACAGAAUUGACCUCCGCCAGAAAACAGCGUGUGGGGCGCCUAGUGGGAUAUGCCUCCAGGUUAAAUCCUGUUUUGAAUAUACUGCUAACCCCGCUGGUUAUAAUCCUUCAAUAUCAAUUGUGGGCACACUUGAAGCUGAAAAAGAAAGAAGAAAAUCUGGGCUAUCCUCAAGAGUUCAGUUUCGAAACCAAGGUUCUGAGCCCAAAUAUACUCAAGAACUAACUCUGAAGAGGCAGAAACAGAAAGUGUGCAUGGAGGAAACCCUGUGGCUACAGGAUAAUAUCAGAGAUAAACUGCGUCCCAUUCCCAUAACUGCUUCAGUGGAGAUCCAAGAGCCAAGCUCUCGUAGGCGAGUGAAUUCACUUCCAGAAGUUCUUCCAAUUCUUAAUUCAGAUGAACCCAAGACAGCUCACAUUGAUGUUCACUUCUUAAAAGAGGGAUGUGGAGAUGACAAUGUAUGUAACAGCAACCUUAAACUAGAAUAUAAAUUUUGCACCCGAGAAGGAAAUCAAGACAAAUUUUCUUAUUUACCAAUUCAAAAAGGUGUACCAGAACUAGUUCUAAAAGAUCAGAAGGAUAUUGCUUUAGAAAUAACAGUGACAAACAGCCCUUCCAACCCAAGGAAUCCCACAAAAGAUGGCGAUGACGCCCAUGAGGCUAAACUGAUUGCAACGUUUCCAGACACUUUAACAUAUUCUGCAUAUAGAGAACUGAGGGCUUUCCCUGAGAAACAGUUGAGUUGUGUUGCCAACCAGAAUGGCUCGCAAGCUGACUGUGAGCUCGGAAAUCCUUUUAAAAGAAAUUCAAAUGUCACUUUUUAUUUGGUUUUAAGUACAACUGAAGUCACCUUUGACACCCCAGAUCUGGAUAUUAAUCUGAAGUUAGAAACAACAAGCAAUCAAGAUAAUUUGGCUCCAAUUACAGCUAAAGCAAAAGUGGUUAUUGAACUGCUUUUAUCGGUCUCGGGAGUUGCUAAACCUUCCCAGGUGUAUUUUGGAGGUACAGUUGUUGGCGAGCAAGCUAUGAAAUCUGAAGAUGAAGUGGGAAGUUUAAUAGAGUAUGAAUUCAGGGUGAUAAACUUAGGUAAACCUCUUACAAACCUCGGCACAGCAACCUUGAACAUUCAGUGGCCAAAAGAAAUUAGCAAUGGGAAAUGGUUGCUUUAUUUGGUGAAAGUAGAAUCCAAAGGAUUGGAAAAGGUAACUUGUGAGCCACAAAAGGAGAUAAACUCCCUGAACCUAACGGAGUCUCACAACUCAAGAAAGAAACGGGAAAUUACUGAAAAACAGAUAGAUGAUAACAGAAAAUUUUCUUUAUUUGCUGAAAGAAAAUACCAGACUCUUAACUGUAGCGUGAACGUGAACUGUGUGAACAUCAGAUGCCCGCUGCGAGGGCUGGACAGCAAGGCGUCUCUUAUUUUGCGCUCGAGGUUAUGGAACAGCACAUUUCUAGAGGAGUAUUCCAAACUGAACUACUUGGACAUUCUCAUGCGAGCCUUCAUUGAUGUGACUGCUGCUGCCGAAAAUAUCAGGCUGCCAAAUGCAGGCACUCAGGUUCGAGUGACUGUGUUUCCCUCAAAGACUGUAGCUCAGUAUUCGGGAGUACCUUGGUGGAUCAUCCUAGUGGCUAUUCUCGCUGGGAUCUUGAUGCUUGCUUUAUUAGUGUUUAUACUAUGGAAGUGUGGAUUCUUUAAACGCUCUAGGUACGAUGACAGUGUUCCCCGAUACCAUGCUGUAAGGAUCCGGAAAGAAGAGCGAGAGAUCAAAGAUGAAAAGUAUAUUGAUAACCUUGAAAAAAAACAGUGGAUCACAAAGUGGAACGAAAAUGAAAGCUACUCAUAGGGGGGCGCCUAAAAAAAAAAAAGCUUCACAGUACCCAAACUGCUUUUUCCAACUCAGAAAUUCAAUUUGGAUUUAAAAGCCUGCUCAAUCCCUGAGGACUGAUUUCAGAGUGACUACACACAGUACGAACCUACAGUUUUAACUGUGGAUAUUGUUACGUAGCCUAAGGCUCCUGUUUUGCACAGCCAAAUUUAAAACUGUUGGAAUGGAUUUUUCUUUAACUGCCUUAAUUUAACUUUCUGGGUUGCCUUUGUUUUUGGCGUGGCUGACUUACAUCAUGUGUUGGGGAAGGGCCUGCCCAGUUGCACUCAGGUGACAUCCUCCAGAUAGUGUAGCUGAGGAGGCACCUACACUCACCUGCACUAACAGAGUGGCCGUCCUAACUUCGGGCCUGCUGCGCAGACAUCCAUCACGUUAGCUGUCCCACAUCACAAGACUAUGCCAUUGGGGUAGUUGUGUUUCAACGGAAAGUGCUGUCUUAAACUAAAUGUGCAAUAGAAGGUGAUGUUGCCAUCCUACCGUCUUUUCCUGUUACUUAGCUGUGUGAAUACCUGCUCACGUCAAAUGCAUACAAGUUUCAUUCUCCCUUUCACUAAAACACACAGGUGCAACAGACUUGAAUGCUAGUUUUACUUAUUUGUAUAUGGUAUUUAUUUUUUCUUUUCUUUACAAACCAUUUUGUUAUUGACUAACAGGCCAAAGAGUCUCCGGUUUACCCUUCAGGUUGGUUUAAUCAAUCAGAAUUAGAGCAUGGGAGGUCAUCACUUUGACCUAAAUUAUUUACUGCAAAAAGAAAAUCUUUAUAAAUGUACCAGAGAGAGUUGUUUUAAUAAAUUAUCUAUAAAUUAUAACCUCUCCUUCACGACAGCCUCCACCCCACAACCCAAAAGGUUUAAGAAAUAGAAUUAUAACUAACUGUAAAGAUGUUUAAUUAUUUCAGGCAUUGGAUAUUUUUUAGUUUAGAAGCCUGCGUAAUGUUUCUGGAUUUCAUACUGUAACAUUCAGGAAUUCUUGGAGAAAAUGGGUUUAUUCACUGAACUCUAGUGCGGUUUACUCACUGCUGCAAAUACUGUAUAUUCAGGACUUGAAAGAAAUGGGGAAUGCCUAUGGUGGAUCCAAACUGAUCCAGUAGACUACUGAAUCUGCUACCAAAACAGUUAAUCAGUGAGUCGAUGUUCUAUUUUUGUUUUGUUUCCUCCCCUAUCUGUAUUCCCAAAAAUUACUUUGGGGCUAAUUUAACAAGAACUUUAAAUUGUGUUUUAAUUGUAAAAAUGGCAGGGGGUGGAAUUAUUACUCUAUACAUUCAACAGAGACUGAAUAGAUAUGAAAGCUGAUUUUUUUUAAUUAGCAUGCUUCACAAUGUUAAGUUAUAUGGGGAGCAACAGCAAACAGGUGCUAAUUUGUUUUGGGUAUAGUAUAAGCAGUGUCUGUUUUGAAAAACUAGAACAUGGUUUGUAGUGCCACUGUUGUUUUGGGGGGGCUUUUUUCUUUUCAGAAAUCUUAAACCUUAAGAUACUAAGGACGUUGUUUUGGUUGUACUUUACUUUGGAAUUCUUAUUCACAAAAUAUAUUUUGUUUACAAAAAUUUCUGUAAAACAGGUUAUAACAGUGUUUAAAGUCUCAGUUUCUUGCUUGGGGAACUUGUGUCCCUAAUGUGUUUAGAUUGCUAAGGAGCUGAUACUUUGACAGUGUUUUUAGACCUGUGUUACUAAAAAAAAGAUGAAUGUCCUGAAAAGGGUGGUUCAACAAAGAAACAAAGAUGUUAUGGUGUUUAGAUUUAUGGUUGUUAAAAAUGUCAUCUCAAGUCAAGUCACUGGUCUGUUUGCAUUUGAUACAUUUUUGUACUAACUAGCAUUGUAAAAUUAUUUCAUGAUUAGAAAUUACCUGUGGAUAUUUGUAUAAAAGUGUGAAAUAAAUUUUUUAUAAAAGUG